Molecule: messenger RNA, 1479 nt
Organism: Dovyalis caffra
Lineage: Eukaryota; Viridiplantae; Streptophyta; Magnoliopsida; Malpighiales; Salicaceae
Source: the annotation of a GenBank genome assembly
AUGAAGGAGGAGGAUACUGUGAGCGAUAAGAAUCGAACCUUUCAGGUGGAUCCAAAUCUCCCUCGAUGGGUUUGCCAGAACUGCCGCAACCCUCUUUGCGUCGUCGGCGUCGAUUCCUUCGCCGACAAGUUCUUGAACGAUUCCUCUUCUCGCUCCGCAAUGCAGGGCUGUUCUGUCCACGGGGCCAACAGCAUUUUAGGCUUAACGCGUAUGGACAAUUCUUUUGUUGUGUUGCCAAAACAAAAGCCCCAGGCACCAGGAGUCCCUCCACGUCCUCGCAGUGGAGCUGUUCAGCCUGAUGCUGGCCAGUCUGGGAAGGCAAUGGAAGAAUCCUUUGUGGUUGUGUAUAAGUCUGAGCCAUCAUCUGAUGGAGGUGGGCCACAUUUUCCAUCACAAGAAGGAGGCCCUAAUAGUCAUUUGCAUCCCAAUAAUGCUGGAUUCCACUCUACCAUAACUGUCCUCAAACGUGCAUUUGAAAUUGCCACAACCCAGACACAGGUUGAGCAACCUUUAUGCCUUGAAUGCAUGAGGGUGUUGUCCGAUAAACUCGAUAAGGAGGUUGAAGAUGUAAACAGGGACAUCGAAGCUUAUGAAGCCUGCCUUCAGCGUUUGGAGGGGGAGGCACGAGAUGUUCUUAGUGAGGCAGAUUUUAUUAAAGAGAAAGUAAAGAUUGAGGAAGAAGAAAGAAAACUUGAAGCAGCAGUUCAAGAAACAGAGAAACAAUAUGCAGAAGUAAAUGCUGAACUGAAGGAACUGGAAAUUAAAUCUGGCCGCUUUAAAGAAUUGGAGGAGCGGUAUUGGCAGGAGUUCAAUAAUUUUCAGUUUCAGAUAAUUUCACAUCAGGAAGAGAGAGAUGCCAUUCUGGCGAAAACUGAAGUGUCACAAGCUCAUUUGGAAUUGUUGAAGCAAACUAAUGUACUGAAUGAUGCCUUCCCUAUCCAUCAUGAUGGAGAGUUUGGUACAAUAAACAAUUUUCGACUCGGAAGACUUCCUAAAAUUCCGGUUGAAUGGGAUGAAAUAAAUGCUGCCUGGGGCCAAGCCUGCCUUCUCCUCCACACAAUGUGUCAAUACUUCAAGCCAAAGUUUCAAUUUGGUCCGGUGAACUUGUUUUGGAGUACUCGCUAUGACAAGGCAAUGACUUUGUUCUUAACAUGCCUCAAGGACUUUGCGGAGUUUGCAUAUUCAAAGGAUCAAGAAAACAACAUUCCACCAGAGAAACGCUUCAAACUUCCAUAUAAGAUUGAGAAUGACAAAGUGGAAAAUCACUCUAUUACACAAAGCUUCAAUAAGCAGGAAAAUUGGACCAAAGCGCUCAAGUACACACUCUGCAAUUUGAAAUGGGCUCUCUACUGGUUCAUUGGAAAUACAAACUUCCAGCCCCUUACUGCAAUGGUGUCUCCUCGAGUUGAAGUUCCAGCUGUAAAUUCAUUGUACACAAAGCGGGGUAAUGAUUCCAAGUCUGAAUCUCGGCGUUCAUGA